Molecule: messenger RNA, 1429 nt
Organism: Nicotiana attenuata
Lineage: Eukaryota; Viridiplantae; Streptophyta; Magnoliopsida; Solanales; Solanaceae
Product: BURP domain protein RD22
Exons: 4
Coding region: 112-1281 (389 amino acids)
Source: RefSeq, a predicted model, not a curated record
ACUAUCCAUUCUUUCCAUCUCAACUUUGCUUUUAAUUAACUUGUUAGCAAUCGAACUAUCCAUUCAAAUUCAUCAGAGUUCUCUAUCUUCUUUCUCUGUUUAAGUUCAACCAUGGAGUUGAAGCUCCUUCACAUCCUCACUUACCUUUCGUUGGCACUAGUGGCAAGUUAUGCAGCUCUUCCUCCUGCAUCGAGCGGUCAAACUUAUUGGAAUACUAAGCUGCCUAAUACUCCCAUGCCCAAGGCAAUCAAAGAUUCUCUUCAGCCAACUGGAUUGACGGAGGACAAAAGAACUUCAGUGGAAGUAGGCAAAGGCGGAGUAAAUGUCAACACCGGCAAGGGGCACUCCGGCAGCGGCACCAACGUCAACGUUGGCCACAAAGGGGUAGGCGUAAACACCGGCAAGGGUCACUCCGGCAGGGGCGGCACCAACGUCAACGUCGGUCACAAAGGCGUCGGCGUAAGCACCGGCGGAGGAACCCACGUCGGCGUCGGCAAAGGAGGAGUUGGCGUCACCACCCCCGGCCACCACGGAAAGCCGCCAGUCUACGUCGGUGUACGUCCCGGACCAUCACCGUUUGUUUACAAUUACGCCGCCAAAGAUGAUCAACUUCACGAUAACCCAAACGUCGCACUUUUUUUCCUUGAGAAAGACUUGCACCAAGGGAGUAACAUGAACUUGCAAUUUGUGAAAACUACAAAUCAUGCCGCCACUUUCUUGCCUCGUCAAGUCGCAAAUUCUAUUCCCUUUUCGUCAAACAAGAUGCCAGAAAUUAUUAACCAGUUGUCAGUUAAGCCCGACUCUGAAGAAGCUCGGAUCUUGAAGCAGACUGUCCAAGAAUGUGAAGAGCCAGGUAUUAAAGGAGAAGAGAAAUACUGUGCCACUUCAUUAGAAUCCAUGGUUGAUUUCAGCACAUCAAAGUUAGGAAACGAAGUGCAACCAGUGUCAACAGAGACAGAGAAGGAAACUCAAAUGCAGAAAUACACAAUUCUAGGAGCCAAGAAAAUGGGAAAUGGGAAAUCUGAUGCUGUAGUUUGCCACAAGCAGAAUUAUGCAUAUGCAGUUUUCUACUGUCAUAAAACAGAGACAACAGAGUCAUACAUGGUUUCUUUGGUUGGUGCUGAUGGAACAAAGGCUAAAGCAGUAGCUGUUUGCCAUAAGGAUACUUCAGCUUGGAAUCCAAAGCAUUUGGCUUUUAAAGUUCUUAAGGUUACACCUGGAUCUGUUCCUGUUUGCCAUUUCCUUCCUGAGGAUCACAUUGUUUGGGUUCCUAAGAACUAGGUUUAUACAUAGAUGAUGUUUUAUUAUCUUUUUAUUUGUGUUGUUUUUAUGUAAUAAUUCAGAGUAUGUUGUGCUUAUUAAUUACAGUUUUAUCUUGUAAUACUUCACUAUACAAAUAAAUAAUUUCAGCAUAUGUUUUACAUUUCCA